CCCGCGACCCGGUAACGGAUAAGCGGAUGAAAAUGAAUGAAUGGAAAGAUGGAAAUUACAUGGUUGUAACUCACAGGUUGUCAUGUGGGAUCGAACCUAGGACUCUAUGUUUGUGCUUUGUGGAACCACUUAAACUAAUGGGACUCAAACCCACAAUCCCGGGCUUAGGAUUGUGGGAUAAUUUUGCCAUUGCUGUGUUAAAAUUAGAAAAAAUGUAGUUCAUUGUUUCAGAUCUGUUAUUUGAUCAGAUCUAUUAAGAAAUAUGAACUUUUUAACCUUUAUUAAAAACCUUUUCACUUACCUUCAAAUGUGUACUACCACCUAGAAAAGAGACUACUUUCCUAUUUGAGUGGUGAGCUCUCAGUGCUACUGACUUCAUGGCCUUUAUUUGGUGUUGUGUUUGGGGAAUAUUGAUAAAGUUAUCUGUGUUCUGCUUCACAUUUCUUGAGAUUCAGACCUGUUUAUGUGCUCUGUUCUGUGGUACAGUCGGUUAAGUGUUUUGUUUGAGGGCGUUAAACGAUCACUUUUAAAGUGAUUCAAUGUGAUAUCACCAGAGAAACUUCCUUUGAUACUAAAUAUUAACCCUUAGAAAUUGUAAAAAGUUCCAAGUCUUUGAAGCUACACAGUUCAUGGUGUCUUUGAUUGCUUUUAUCUUAACCAGAUGACUCUGUGUGCAAGAACUCUCCAACUGGUGCGACUUUAUGAAUGUGAUGUGAUAUUUUUCCACAACACCAUACAUUUAUGAGCAGUGACCGGUGUUUGUGGUCAGAACUUAGUGCUGACUUUUUCAGCAGGUGUUUGACAAAACUGUGAUUCUGUAAAGAAUGGUCCCCACUCUACCUGCCCAGAGUGAGCAGGUAGUACCACCAGGCACUCUUAACUCGGGCUCCUCCGUAUACUGCGUGCAGUCCAUCCUGGGACAGGGCGCCUAUGGCAUUGUUGUCAAAUGUGUAAAAAUAAAGGACAUGACCACUGUUGCCGUCAAGAUGAUUAAGCAACGGCCGUGUUUUCUGAAGCUAGCCAACAUUGAAGUGGCCGCUUUGAGCAGACUGAAGUCUCUGUGUGUUGACAAAUGCAACCUUGUCAAAUGGCACAGAGUCUUCAUGGACAAAGGACAUGUGUGUUUGGAGUUUGAACACCUUGACAAGAGUUUGUACGAGUUCCUGAAGGAGAGAGACCGCUGUUCACUUCUUCUGAAAGAGAUCAGACCCAUCAUCCAGCAGUUGGCCAAUGCACUCAACCAUUUAAAGCUCGCAGGCAUCAUACAUGCAGAUCUCAAGUUGGAGAACGUGAUGUUGGUCAGCCACGAGAAGGAGCCCUACAGGGUCAAAGUCAUUGACUUCGGCAUGGCCUGUAAGGACUCGGAGGCCAAAGUAGGGUCCUACAUUCAAAGCCGUCCAUAUCGAGCCCCAGAGAUCAUCCUAGGACUUCCAUUCACCGUGGCUAUUGAUAUGUGGUCUUUAGGUUGCUUGGCUGCUGCUCUCUACCUUGGGACCCAGCUCUACCCUGGAAAGACGGAGUACGACAUGAUGAGGUUCAUCGUGGAGACAAGGGGUCAGCCAGCAGACCACCUCCUCUCGCACGGACGAAAAACUUCUCGUUUCUUUCAGAGGGACAACAGUUCCACCCCUUCCCUGUGGAAACUCAAAAGCCCACAACAGUUCUAUACAGAGACAGGGAUUCGCCCAAUGAAGAACAAACAUUUCAGGGUUACCCGUCUGGAUGAUCUUAUUCACACUCAGGCCGUCCACUGUGAUAAUGCUGCAGAUAAAGUUGCUCAAAUGAGUGACGCACUAAUGUUUGUAGACAUGUUGAAGGAGAUGCUUCAUCUUGAUGCAACCAAACGAGCUACACCCGGUCAAGUGCUGCAGCACAAGUACAUCACCAUGCAGCACCUCAUCAGCAUGAUCCCUCACAGUAACCACGUAGUCUCCUGUUUUCACAUAAUGGACCGUUUUCAGGACAAAAAAGAUGCCCGUCCAUCUCUGCAGAAGAAUUCCCCCAGGUCUAAUAUUCCUGUGGAGCUGACUGCAAUGUACAGGAAAUAAAAGACUCUAUUAUUACUGCAAGGACCCAAGACUAAGUGAAAAUGUCCUGGACCUGGACCUGGAUCCUGACCCCGCUCCCCUCCC
Cynoglossus semilaevis (tongue sole) is the source of this 2132-nucleotide messenger RNA. Its product is annotated as homeodomain-interacting protein kinase 1-like. The transcript is spliced from 2 exons. The record is from RefSeq and is a predicted model, not a curated record. Gene Ontology annotation, cellular component: cytoplasm; nucleus. NCBI's taxonomy places the organism in Eukaryota, Metazoa, Chordata, Actinopteri, Pleuronectiformes, Cynoglossidae. Gene Ontology annotation, biological process: peptidyl-threonine phosphorylation; peptidyl-serine phosphorylation. Gene Ontology annotation, molecular function: ATP binding; protein tyrosine kinase activity; protein serine/threonine kinase activity. Bases 825 to 2048 code for a protein of 407 amino acids.